AUGAAAACGAGAAUACGUCUGUCCCCAGGCAAGGCUGCAUACAGACAAGGUACAUCUGUUAUUCAAGUGACAGCCACAGAUGCUGAUGAUGCCAACUACGGAAAUAGUGCCAAAGUGGUGUACAGUAUUCUUCAGGGACAGCCAUAUUUCUCAGUGGAUCCAGAAACAGGCAUAAUCAAAACUGCUCUACCGGAUAUGAGCAGAGAAAACAGGGAACAGUAUCAAGUGGUCAUCCAGGCCAAAGACAUGGGAGGCCAGAUGGGAGGACUAUCAGGGACCACCACAGUUAACAUCACACUGACUGAUGUCAAUGACAAUCCACCUCGAUUUCCUCAGAGCACCUACCAGUUCAGCUCUCCUGAAUCUGCACCACCCGGGACUCCUCUUGGCAGGAUUAAAGCCAAUGACCCUGAUCUGGGUGAAAAUGCAGAGAUUGAGUAUAGUAUCUCCAAUGGGGAUGGAUCAGACGUGUUUGAUAUCGUCACUGACAAGGAUACACAGGAAGGGAUUAUAACUGUCAAAAAGCAGCUGGAUUUUGAAAAGAAAAUAUUAUACACCUUAAGAGUGGAAGCAACAAACACUCAUCUGGAUCCUCGUUUUCUUCAGCUGGGGCCAUUCAAAGACACAGCUCUGGUCAAAAUUUCUGUAGAAGAUAUAGACGAACCUCCAGUGUUCAGCAGAUCCUCAUAUUUAAUAGAAGUAGAUGAAGAUGCCAAGGAAGGAAGCAUUAUUGGGCAGGUUGUAGCCCAAGAUCCAGAUAUAACAAAAAAUACAAUAAAAUAUUCUGUGGAUCGACACACUGACCUGGAUAGAAUAUUCAACAUCUAUUCAGGAAAUGGAUCCUUAUUCAUCUCAAAGCCACUUGACCGGGAAGAAGAGCCCUGGCACAACAUCACUGUCAUAGCAACUGAAAUCAAUAAUCCUAAACAAAGUAGCCAGAUACCUGUCUUCAUCCGGAUUUUAGACAUAAACGAUCACGCACCAGAAUUUGCCAAAUACUAUGAAACAUUUGUCUGCGAAAAUGCAAAAGCAGGACAGGUAAGUGAAUAUUUUUGUUAUUUGAGAAUUUUAUUGAAACUAUUAAGGAAUAUCAUAACAGAGACUUCAUAAUGUCUACAUUUCAAC
Meleagris gallopavo (turkey) is the source of this 1125-nucleotide messenger RNA. The record is from RefSeq and is a predicted model, not a curated record. Lineage: Eukaryota; Metazoa; Chordata; Aves; Galliformes; Phasianidae.